GGUCUCCCCGCAGCGGAUGGAGGCCAUGCUGGGCGCCUUCCAGAGCGACCUGAGCGCCAUCAGCGCGGAGAUCCGCACCCUGCAGGAGCAGUCGGGCGCCAUGAACCUGCAGCUGCGCAACCGGCAGUCGGUCCGCGGCCGCCUGGGCCAGCUGCUGGACGGGCUGGUGGUGCCCUCCGCCCUCGUCUCGGCCAUCGUGGAGGCUCCGGUGACGGACCCGGCUUUCCUGGAGCAGCUGCAGGAGCUGGACGCCAAGGCGGCCGCCGUGCGGGAGCACGAGGCCCAGGGGACGGCCGCCUGCGCCGACGUCCGCGGGGUCCUCGACCGCCUCCGCCUCAAGGCCGUGACGAAGAUCCGGGAGUUCGUCCUCCAGAAGAUUUACUCCUUCCGGAAGCCGAUGACCAACUACCAGAUCCCGCAGACGGCCCUGCUCAAAUAUAGGUUCUUCUACCAGUUCCUGCUGGGGAACGAGCGCGCCACGGCCCGCGAGAUCCGCGACGAGUACGUGGAGACGCUCAGCAAGAUCUACCUCUCCUACUUCCGCUCCUACACGGGCCGGCUGAUGAAGGUGCAGUACGAGGAAGUUGCGGAGAAGGAUGACCUGAUGGGAGUGGAGGAUACGGCCAAGAAAGGCUUCUUCUCCAAGCCUUCGCUGCGGAACCGCAACACCGUCUUCACCCUGGGGACCCGGGGGGCCGUCAUCUCCCCCGCCGAGCUGGAGGCCCCCAUCCUCGUCCCCCACGCCGCCCACAAAGGGGAGCAACGGUUCCCGUUCGAGUCCCUGUUCCGCAGCCAGCACUACGCCCUCCUGGACAACUCGUGCCGCGAGUACCUCUUCCUGUGCGACUUCUUCUCGGUGUGCGGCCCCGCCGCCCUCGACCUCUUCAACGCCGUCAUGGGCCGCACCCUGGCCGUCACCCUGAAACACCUGGACUCCUACCUGUCGGGCUGCUACGACGCCAUCGCCGUCUUCCUCUGCAUCCACCUGGUCCUGCGCUUCCGGGCCAUCGCCGCCAAGAGGGACGUCUCCGCGCUGGACAGGUACUGGGAGCAGGCCCUGGCGGUCCUGUGGCCGCGCUUCGAGCUGAUCCUGGAGAUGAACAUCCAGAGCAUCCGCGGGUCCGACCCCCAGCGCCUCGGGGAGCUGGACACCAGGCCCCACUACAUCACCCGCCGCUACGCCGAGUUCUCCUCCGCCCUGGUCAGCAUCAACCAGACCAUCCCCAGCGAGCGCACCCUGCAGCUCCUCGGCCAGCUACAGGUGGAGGUGGAGAACUUCGUGCUGCGCGUGGCCGCCGAGUUCUCGUCCCGGAAGGAGCAGCUCAUCUUCCUGAUCAACAACUACGACAUGAUGCUGGGCGUCCUCAUGGAGCGGGCGGCCGACGACAGCAAGGAGGUGGAGGGGUUUCAGCAGCUGCUCAACGCCCGGACCCAGGAGUUCAUCGAGGAGCUGCUGUCGCCUCCGUUCGGGGGGCUGGUGGCCUUCGUCAAGGAGGCCGAGGCCCUGGUGGAGCGGGGACAGGCCGACCGACUCCGCGGGGAGGAGGCGCGCGUGAGCCAGCUGGCCCGCGGGUUCGCCUCCACCUGGAAGGUGUCCGUCGAGUCCCUGAGCCAGGACGUCAUGAGGAGCUUCACCAACUUCAAAAACGGGACCAGCAUCAUCCAGGGCGCGCUGACCCAGCUGAUCCAGUACUACCACCGCUUCCACCGCCUCCUGUCGCAGCCGCCCCUGCGCUCCCUCCCGGCCCGCGCCGACCUCAUCAACAUCCAUCACCUCAUGGUGGAACUCAAGAAGCACAAGCCCAACUUCUGAGCUGUGCUGAGCGCCCGCGCCGAGCGCCGGGAAGGGGGGCGGCACGACAAUAAACACAGAGGCGUGCCCACC
Tachyglossus aculeatus (Australian echidna) is the source of this 1885-nucleotide messenger RNA. RefSeq names its product VPS52 subunit of GARP complex (gene VPS52). Bases 17 to 1813 code for a protein of 598 amino acids. Gene Ontology annotation, molecular function: syntaxin binding. Gene Ontology annotation, cellular component: GARP complex. Lineage: Eukaryota; Metazoa; Chordata; Mammalia; Monotremata; Tachyglossidae. The transcript is spliced from 15 exons. Gene Ontology annotation, biological process: endocytic recycling; retrograde transport, endosome to Golgi; Golgi to vacuole transport. The record is from RefSeq and is a predicted model, not a curated record.